UUGAAAUAAAAAUCGGCAAAGAGUGCUUCUCCACCAAUGUCUUGGAAGUUAACGUUUCGAUUGCAAACGACAGUACGUUUAUCAAACUUCCAUUCACAUUGAUUAUCGGACAGCGAUAUGUCUUGUUCGCGGAAAACAGUGAAUGGCAAAGAACACUGAGCAUCAAUUCAAGUGACGCUCUGGUCCAACCCGAACAUAACAACUAUGUUUUGAUCCCUUAUACCGAGAAACCAACUCUACAAGUACAGGGAAGUAUCUCAAAGCAAAUUAUAUUGCGUUUGAAAAUCAGUAAAUGCCCUGCAGAGAAUAUCCUUCUGAACAACAAUCAAUUGAAUAUUAGCUGGGCCUUUCAUAAAAGCGCAACAAUUAAGGAUAUUGUAUUUUCAGCUGCGUUACUUAAAUACGUGACUGUUAACGGCUCGGAUGUAGAAAGUAUAUUCGCGCCAUCUCAACCCCCUGUAGGGUCAUCUGGUAUAACGUUCUUUGAUAUGAAUGUUGAAGCCCAAACCAUGUAUAAGGCCAGCGUACAGUUGUGCAACAAUGUAAGAUGUCUCAGUCCCAUUCACUCAAAGGCAUUUACAAUCGAACUUGAAGCUCCUGAUAUUUCGUUUAUAAAAACUGAACUGAUACUCGCAGAUGCUGGGGAGUGCGUUGAUUUUCAAGCGUCAUGGCAAAUAAUCGGACAGAGCGACAACGUUGCAUUCUAUCAAUGGUCUGUAAGUCGUGAUGCAAUAGGUGGUCAACUAUUGUCUGUUUGGGAGAAUGUGCGGCCCAAUGGAACAGUCGUUAAGGUUGCGAAAUGCGUUGUUCUCCCAGGCCACGGACAUCUGACAUCUUUCCUCUGCGUCCGGGUAUUUUCUGUAAGUGGUUUAGCAAAGACAUCUUGUCAGAAGAUGAAUAAAGGUGAGAGUGGGUCCUAUUCCAAAACUUCUGUGUACGACUUUGAUUCGUCGUCAGUCAGUUGGGUCGUCAUCAAAAAGAUGCUGUCUAGUUCUGACAUUGGACAGCACUAUGUCCUUCUUCACGAUUCAGAAAUGAACAUAGGUAAUGUCGAUUCGUCAGUGACCGGUGCAUUGAUGUAUGGUUCAGAACGUUCAGUUACCUGGUACCUUAUGAAGUUGCAGUACGUGCCACAAACGUGUGAUUCCGACAUAAACUGCGUUGUAAAGUACGACACUGACCAUGGAUACAUAGAAUUAGACAGGAAAUAUAUAUCACCCAAUAAAUUAUAUUUCAUAUGCGCGUACUCGAAUUACACGGUGAUAGAAGGUGAGUAUUUCACUGAAAUUUUAGAAAAGAUAUCGUCGUGCAGCAACGGAUUCAUAUUGGACAGUUCUCCUCCCACGAAAGGUGAAGUACAUGUUCACAAUCACAGAGGGUUUAUUUCAAAUCCACAACACGUCAUUGUAACAUGGACUGGGUUUGAUGACAACAUUGAUGCAACCGUAUUUGGGUACCCAGAGAAACUUCAUUAUUUCUCUAUAAGAACAGGCACAACUGCCGGUUCGAGCAAUAUUUUGGAAAUUGUUAGAACUGGCAUGGAAACAUCUGCAAUAUUGAAUGUGUCAGCACCGUCUGAUGGAAGUCAAGUUUUCUUCACGGUCAAUGCAACGGAUUAUGCCGGCUUGUCUACCAGCUCGGAGUCCUUGGAGUUGAUCAUGGAUACAUCACCGCCUGUAUGUGGCAGAGUUACGAUUGUAAACAACCUUCAGAGAAACAUAUUUAUCAACCGAGAACUUGCAACUGUUCGUUUCGAGGGAUUUUCGGAUCCGCACAGUGGCCUGGACUAUUUCAAUGUUGGCAUUGGUACAAUCGAAGGAGUAACAGAUAUAAUGUCUGAAACGAAAGUUUCCAUCGACUACAUGGAAUUAAAUUUAGCGCAAAUGAUCGACGGUCAUCUGUGUUUUAUUAUUGUGCAAGCGAUCAAUCGAGCAGGGCUGGUUUCUAAAUCAGUAUCAAAAAGAUUUGUAUUGGAUAGAACCGCUCCCACCGGAGGACACGUUCUCGAUGGAAUCAAAGGAGCUGGGGAGAUCGAUUUCCAAAGUGAUAUCUACGUUAUCAACGCAUAUUGGAAAGAUUUUUACGACCCAGAGAGUAGCUUGGCAUUCUUUAAAGUUGGUCUUGGGACCGAUCCAUAUCAGACCGACGUGAGAUCUCUUAAAGAUGUCGGAAUGAUGACAGAGGUUUCGUUGAAUGGCCCGUUUGUUCCUGGCCAAAAAUACUUUGUGACCGUGGAAGCGUGUAAUAAUGCAAACCUUUGUACCAGACGUGUUUCUGACGGUCUUAUUGUCGACAACUCACCCCCAGUACGCGGUCUUGUACAUGUUGGUCCAGGCGAAGGUCAUGACAAAUAUUUAGGACAUCGUUCAUCUAUUAGAAUAAGUUGGCAAGGCUUCGAAGAUCCGCAAUCAGAUAUAGGUCAUUUUAAAGUAUGUGUGUCAACACCCAAGGGCGAGUGUGACGUUGUUGGUCUAUCAAAUCGGCUGCUCCACUCUUCAAGUAUAAUAUCAAAUAUAACGCUACCGAUUAAUAUUUCACUUAUAGCAACACUUUGGGCGUUCAAUGGAGUCGGCAUGAAUGUGUCGAAGGCGUCUGAUAUUUUUCUUAUUGACGACACACCGCCAGUUGUUGUGAAAGCUCCGAAAUUCCUACUAAAAUAUAACUCUGCAAAUUGUAAACCGUCACAAUGGGAAAAAUCCAUCUUACUUGUCGAAUUGGAAUUUAAGGACGACAUCAGCCCUAUCGUUCGACGUGAGAUUUCCUUGAAAACGCAUCACGAAGGACACACGCCAGUUGAGAGUCUUGUCUUAGGAUCGGAACGCCAUGUGACUGUCAGCUUAAAUGGGACGAAUUGGCUUAAUGACGGUGACAAGUACUAUGCAAUUGUAACAUCGUGCAACGCUGCCGGACAAUGCUCUUCUGAGCGAACAAGCGACCUUUUAAUUGAUUCUACUCCACCACACCUCGGUGGAUUUAAACAACCUUUGACGUGGACGAACUACAUUGAUACACUAGGAAAUAAAGUAACAAAUCUAUCAUUGAAAUGGUAUGGGUUCCACGACCAGGAGUCCGGAAUUGAAAACUAUUACGUGACGGUCUCGCGGUCCUACAGUUUCCAUGAACUUUCAAAUGGAGUUAUAAAAAUUGAAAAUACAAAUCGAAGCGAAACUAUUCAAACUUCAUUUGUACUGACUGAAAGCGUGUUUCUUCACGAAUCAAUAAUUCUUUCGAUAUGGGCACAAAACAAUGUCGGCCUAAACAGUUCGAUUGCAAGGGUCACUGUGAAUGUUUUAUCUGCGACAUCUAGAAAUGAAAUGGGAAUUUUAGAAAUAGAAAAACAUUCAUGCGACAUACAUUUUUGUACCAAGGAUUGUACGUGCGCAGUUAUAGGUCGUCCAUGUGUAGAAAUAAGCACCAACGUUACAUGCUCAGAUAUCUCUUACACAGAUGCGCAAAAUCAAAAUCUAUCAACAUUCGAUGUAUAUGGGGGACUACCGCAUGAAAUCCUAAAUGUGUCGGCUUCUUUAGCAUGUCUGAGUGGGCACUGGUCACGAACAAAUGGAGGAAGUACUGAAAAUAUUCAUCGCUUUGAAUGGAGCAUUGGCGUACAUAGGCACGCUGUCGGCGAAGGGGUAUUCGAUCUGAAACUAGAAAACCCAUGGAAUGAUGUUGGACUAAGAUUAGAAUUUAUUCAUUGUCUACCAGUAAAUCGUUCAUUGGUACAUGAAGAACGAUACGUCGUCUAUGUGAGGGCUUGGUAUAGCGAAAGAACAUUCACUGUCUUCAAGUCGUCUCCAAUCAUGAUAGAUCAAACCCCACCCAAUGUCAGACGCGGUCGUUUUAUCAGGGAGGGUAAUUGUCUUGAAGACUUGGACUUUAUUGACUGGACGAAAAAUAUCAUGGCCUGUUGGGACGGGGUGUUUACUGAACAGCAGAGCUUCAUUGAUCAUUUCAGUGUCAGCCUUGGAACAUCACCUCACAAUGAUGACAUUCUUCAACAAAUUGAAGUCGGACUAUCAACAAACAUAAGUCUUAAUAAUAUUUCUCUCAAUCCAGGCACGCGCUAUUACUUUACAGUUAUUGCUGUUAAUGGUGUUGGACUACACACUGCAUUAGCAUCGGAUGGAUUCUUUAUUGAUACAGAUAAUCCCAUCCACGGGGUUGUGUUCAAUACAAUUGAACACAAAAACUCAGAUUUCCAGAAAUCGACAGCAACCUUUAAACUGUCUUGGCACGGAUUCCAGGAUCAUUUCUCUGGAAUAAAGCACUAUCUGGUUGCAUUUGCCAAUGAAGGAGAAUACAAUGAAUCAAAUAUGACCUUUACAAAUGUUGGUUUAUCAAACAAGUAUUCCUUUACAAAUUUGAGUUUUGUGCACGGCGAGUCUUAUUUUGGAUUCGUCAAAGCUGUUGACGCAGUAGGUCAUGAAAGUGCAACUGUAAGAUCCCCAAAACAAACAAUCGAUACGACUCCACCAAAAGGUGUUUCAUGUGGAUCAACUAAAACUAUUCAAAUUGAUGUUUCUCACAACGUUACUCAUGAAAGUGUGUCGCUUUGGUUUAACGCAUAUCUCUCGAAAGAUAGCAUGUAUGUUGUUAACGGAAAGAUUAAAGACGUUACGUAUGAGCUCAACCCGAUUCUUCAGAUUGAUAAAUAUAGUUUACCCUUACCAUUACAGAAACAUCAUGAUGGAUGGUUCGAAUAUCAUUACAUGUUUAUAUCGCCGUUAACAGGGUUGCAAACCAUUACCAUUGAAUUUGGAAAACUGCUUGCUGAGCACUCAAUUCAGAAUGUUGAUUUUGAAGUGUGUCAACUGGUGGAAAACAAUUCCAUUGCUAUUUCUGUAAACCAAAUAGGCCCAUAUUCGCUGACUGUGUCCUUGGGAAUACUGGAUUCGGAAAGCGAGUUAAAGACGGUGUUCCUUGGAGCCGGUACAACUGAAGGGGGCUUUCAGAUCAAACCUCUGUUUGAGAUACAUAAUCGCAAUAACUUCGGAGUAAUUCUUGCACCAUUUGUGCACGGGGCACCUAUAUUUAUUACUGCAAUAGCCGAGAACCACGCUGGCCUCACGUCUGUUUUCCAUUCGGGCAAAGCACUUACAAUAGAUCACACUGGACCUAUCGUCAGCGAUAUUAGUGUUGAUGUUUCUGUUAUAACGGAUAAUUCUACACAAUUGUUAACAACAUGGACAGCAAAAGAUGGUGAAUCUGGUGUUCAAUACUGCAGUUGUUUCAUUGGAUCUACACCUCUGUCAGCUGAUAUACAGGAGGAAAGGGAUUCGGAUACGUUGCAGUUUUGUCAGUCAUACAUACGUGACCUUUCUCAUGGCGACAGAGUAUUUCUUACGGUCAAAUGUGUGAACAAGGUCGAAAUCGCCACGACGUUAGUAUCUAGACCAGUGAUCAUCUACCUUGAACCGCCCAGCAACUCACAAGCAUUUGUUCGGUUUUUGCCCAGUGGUCAGGAAUCGUUUUCUAUGAGUGGCCCAUUGUCUGGUCAGUUUUCUGCGCAGUCCAAUUCUAGCCUAUUGCAGAUGGAAUGGAACAACUUCGAAGAUCCUUCAGAGAUCACAUCAUUCAGUUAUCGUAUCCAAAGCAAUGGUGACAUUGUUGUGGAAUGGACUGAUGCAGACCGAAAGGACACAUUCUCCAAUGAGCAUCUGGAGUUGAAAUCAGGCCAGAUAUACACGACCGAAGUUCAUGCAGUAAAUGGUGGAGGAUUCACCAGUUCCAGUGUCAACUCCUCGCUGAUUGUAGCUUCAGAUCCACCAGCGCUAACAGGAUUCCCUAUGUCUGCUGUUUUCGCAAACGGCAAACUUACUCUCAAUUGGAAAAGUGUUUUCAAUACAAUCAUGGAAGUACCGAUUCACUACAGUCUGGUUGUUGGAUCACGCGACGGAUUUUCUGAUAUCGCUGACGUAAACUACACACGUGACCACGUGUAUGACGUCAUCGUUCCAUCAUCGACGUUCGUAUCUCCAAAUCUGAACGAGUUGUACAUAAAAGUUACCUGUACAUACAGCACGGGGUUGUUUACAACAUACAGUACAUCGUACAAACUGUGAAGUUAAUAUGUUUGGUAGAAAUAUGCGAUUACUUUAACAUCCAAUGUCGCUGUCCUUCUCUGUUUUUGUUUUCAUUACCAGCGUGAAGAGUCUCGAACAAAUCGUAAGAUUUAUUACUUCACCUUUGAUUAUAACAAAAAUAUGUAAAACAUUCUUCGUCACAGAAAACGCUUAUCAUUUCAAUAUUUGUGCACAUGUAUAUAUCCCCUUUUUGGUAGUUAUCGUUUCGUAAUAAGUAAUCGGAUUUAAAUAUUUGUCAUAGAGUGAUAGUAUUUUUUUAUUGUAUACAGUGUGCUUCUUUUCUUAUUGUCAAUAGAAAAACAUACAAAUGUAGGUGUCAUGUAGAUCAGUGUUUUUCAGAUUAAUUGUAAUACGCAUAACUAUUCUAUGUUUAUAUUAAUUCUAUUACGUUUUUGUUAUUGUCUUUUUUGUUAUAAUUGCUUCUCUCUUAUUAUGCUUACCUGUGUAUUAAGAUUUGGUUUAAAUGUUUAUAAAUUGUAACUUGUACAUUAAUUAAAGGGACAUGUUGAUAUAUUAACGAAUUCAAAAUCUUGAAAAAAAAACUAGUUGGACAAGGCAGCAAAAUACCUACAUAUACAAUAAUGUAUCGUUUGGUGUCUGAAAGGUAUGAAGCUUUUAAAUUGGCAUUGUUUGUUGUUAAAAUUGUUGACAACAGGUUUUUCAAUUGCAUACAAUUAAAUCCGGAGAUAAAAAAUCCAACCGGGAUGAGCUUAUGAUUAAGUAAUAAAAGUAAUCAAACUAGUAUUAUUUUACCUACAUGAUUUCAAAUGUAUUAUAUUUUAAACUGGAAAAUAUAUUUUCAAAUAACAUGACAUACAUUUUAAAAAGAUUGUUUAAUUUUUAAAUAUGUAUUUGCUGUUGCUUAAGUGUCUGGUUUACUCCUUGUUGGAAGCAUAUUUUUAUUUCGUUUUUUUUAAAUGCCUUAGACUUUAAAAUUUUGUUUAUUUGCAUGACUUUUUUAAUAAUUGAUUCUUGAAUAAAUGUUCACUUUAA
Dreissena polymorpha is the source of this 7076-nucleotide messenger RNA. RefSeq lists its product as uncharacterized. The coding region runs from base 489 to 6062 and encodes 1857 amino acids. Gene Ontology annotation, molecular function: protein binding. The transcript is spliced from 13 exons. The record is from RefSeq and is a predicted model, not a curated record. Lineage: Eukaryota; Metazoa; Mollusca; Bivalvia; Myida; Dreissenidae.